UUCAGAGGAGGUUUGCCAUUGCCAAUCCUCUGAGGCUGAGAGAGUGUGACUUCUUACCCAAGAUGUCACCCAGUGGGUUUAUACCUAAUGGCUAUUUCUGCUAUCCUGUUUACAUCAGUGUGCCUCUUAAUGAAAUACAGGACCUAUGAACAAGCCCCCUCAGGGCUUCAGUUAUUAAAUGAUGGGAAAUCAGUCAAAGAAAAUGGAGGAUUUGUGAGACCAGAUAUCACAACCGCAAAGGUUGGAGGACAAGGCACCGCAAAAUGUAAUGGAGGUCAUGACUACAUAAAACCUAAAAACACUCAUAUGGAUGUACAGUAAAUGAAUGCUUCAUAGUCAUGCUUAAAAUGGAGGAUGCUUUGCAAUUCCUCCUGGAAAGAAGGCUGAAAUGUUGGACAAGUCCUGGAAAAGGAGGACAUCUGGACUUUGAGGGAGGCCUUAACCCACCAUCAUAACCCUUACUGCCCCCACAAAAAAGCAAUGUAUUGUUAUUUCUCCCCAGAUUUGGUUCCCCCAAAACCCCUUAGUCUAGGGGCUGUGAAGACUAUUUUUGUCAUGUUUUCAGGCCUCCAUUUUAGGCCUUUGUUCAAAAGAGGAAGUGAUCAGGCUCUUGUGAUUGUUUCUCCAUUUGCAUCAAUAUAUAACAUUUUCAUGCAAAAGUAGGGUCCUUUUCUUUUGGCUAGAUGUUUCCUUCCCUGAGCAACCAUUCAAGCUGCUGUUUUAGAUGAAUAUUUGGUAUAUUUGUAUGAAAUACAGUUCUUUUUCUUGGCUGGAAUUUUGAAAGAAAGAGAAAGGAAGGAAGGAAGGAAAGAAGGCCCACAUCUGUCUCCUCUUCAAAGUAUUGAUGGUGUAGGGAUCAUCUCCCUCUGCCUCUUUUUUAAGUUUCUUUUCCCCACCUCCUCAGAAAACUGCCUCAGGGAAUGUUUUUCAGGAAAGGAUGAAGAAGGGUUUUUGGAGCUUGCAAACAAAUACUGUCAGAUCUGUUUAAAUUACCCUUUCUGAUACAGUACUACAGACUGAGAUUAAGAAGAGGCUUCCAGAUCCAGAUUCAGAAACUACAGACUGAGAUUAAGGGAGGAUUCCAGGUCCAGAUUUGGAAACUGCAAACUGAGAUUAAGAAGAGGAUUCCAGGACCAGAUUCGGAAACUAGAAACUGAAAUUAAGAGAGGAUUCCAGGCCUAGAUUUGGAACCUACAGAGAGAUUAAGAGAGGAUUCCAGGUCCAGGCUCGGAAACUACAAACUGAGAUUAGGAAAAGGAUUCUAGGUCCAGGUUUGGAAACUACAGACAGAUUUAGAAGAGGAGUCCAGGUCCAGAAACUACAAACUGAGAUUAAGAAGAGGAUUCCAGGUUCAGGUUUGGAAACUACAGACGUGAAAUUAAGAAAGGAUUCCAGGUCCAGGUUUGGAGGUCCAGAUUCAAAAACUACAGAUUCAAAAACUAUAAAUUGAGAGAGGAUUUGAGGUCCAGAUUCAGAAACUACAGACUGAGGUCAAGAGAGGAGUCCAGCAGGAUUGUUGAAAGAGGAAGAGAAAACCAAAGGACCAAAAUGGCCGUGAGAGGAGUAGGCAGGGAGCAAAUGCCAAGUGCUGCCCAGGCGUUAUGCUUUGAAGAGUUUCCAAAAUGGGAUACACCUCAUACUAUGAAUCAGCCAUCAUGGGUGCAGCCACCACCAAAAUGGCUGGGCCAAUGGGCUGAUUUUCUGAAGGCCUCCCAGUUCCAUCCUCUAACCGGGAAGAAGUCGGAGCCAACUGAACCCCUUUCUUGGGAAGAUCCCAAAGCAUUCCUGGCUUCUUUUGAGAAAAUUGCUGAAGCUUGCCGAUGGCCAAGGGAAGAGUGGGUCUCCCGGCUCUUGCCGUGCCUUAGCGGAGAAGCUGAGGAAGCCUUUAGAAAGCUAGAAGGUGGAGAAAGGAUGGACUACGAGAAGGUGAAGGCCACCAUCUUGCAUGGGGAGGCUAUCAAAAUGGAAGCACGCCGCCAACGCUUCAGGCAUUUCCGUUACGAGAUGAUAGAAGACCCACAAAGGGUUUAUGGCCAGCUCCAGGAGCUUUGCCGCCAGUGGCUGAAGCCAGAGAGAUACACUAAGGAGGAGAUCCUAGAUCUGGUGGUCUUGGAGCAAUUCCUGGCCAUCCUGCCGCAGGAGAUCCAGAACUGGAUUGAGGAAGGUGGACCUGAAGGCUGCAUCCAGGCUGUGACCUUGGCGGAGGACUUCUUGAGCAGCCACCAAGAGUCCACCUCAUGGAAAGUGACGAUUGAAUCUCCUUUGCCAUGUCAGGAGCCAUUGCAGGACCAGGGCCAGGGAUUCUCAGGUGUUGAAGUUCCGGUCCAUUCCAUUCCAAGGGAGAUCUGUGCAGAAGCCAAGCAGAAAGGUGAUGCCAGAAGAACAACAACACUAUGUCUCUCCAAUACCACUUAUUCCAACAGUGGAGGUCAAAAGGCUGAAGGUGUCCAGACUGAGGCUGCCAUGGACUUGAAGGCUUUGCCUGAGGAAGGAAAAACUGUAGCAAAUCCCACUCAAAGUCCCAUGUACUGGGAAGUUCUUGAUGAUGAAUACAGGCCAGUUGAUUUUUCAGGAGAUUGUCUGAUUCCCAAACUAAAGGACUUUCCUUAUAUGGGACAAGAGGAAAUAGUAUUCUUCCAAGUCUCUGAGGAUGGAGAAACACUCCCAGGUAGGUUCUCAGGUAGCAGGACCCUGAAUGGAAAUGGAAAUGAAAAUUCUCACCAAGGAUGCCCAGAGCAAAGAGACUUGCAUCAGGUCAUAUCAAAGGAAUGCCCAGGCAACAUUUCUUUAGGUUCUGAGACUUGUGACACGAGGCCCAGAUUGACAGGCCAAAUGUCACAUCAAGGGAAGGAAGAGGGAAAGCCGACUGAGGGCGAGACAGCUGAGGUGUUCCUAGGUAGAAAUGCAGCUUUGCAACGAGAAAAGAAAUACAGGUGCCCUGAGUAUGGGCACAAAACCUAUUGCAUUUCAGAACUUGCUCAGCACAGACAGAGUCAUGUGGGAGAAAAGCUUUAUCAGUGCUUUAAGUGCAGGAAGACAUUCCGUAGUGCAGCAGCUCUUUAUGGACAUCUGAGAAUCCACAGGUCCAAGGCAGGAUCUAAAAGCAGAGAACGGCACCUUGGAGCUGCAUCUCCCAGUGAAGCAGGUCAUGAGGAGCAAAGUAAGUUCACAGAGGACUAUCAUCAGCAAAGAAGAAAAAAGCCAGAGAAUGUAUGCAGCAGAUUGCUUCUUAAAAUGCCACAAGAUAAAAUGGCCACAAUUCAUGAGCCAGGACAUGGAUCUGAAACACAACAAGGAAAAGAAACAGUGGAGACUCCAUGUGAACCUAUCAUGCUUUCAGAAGGUCAGGCCUCUUCUGUGACGGAAACAGCAACUCAGGUCUGGGUGAAGAAGUUGCUGUAUUCCCAGCGUGACAAAACAUGUCCCAGCAAAGCAGAGUUCCAAAUGGAAGAUUCUCCUUACAGAAGGAAGAUGUUUUUUAAAUGCUCCCUGUGUGCUGAAAUCUUCACGAACAAGGUCAGUCUUGAUGAACACCAGGUUGUCCACAGAGGAGCCAAGCUUUAUGAAUGCCCGAUAUGUAGGAAAAAAUGUAGCCGGAUGAAUGGGCUCAUGAAACACCUGAAAAUCCAUACCAGGGAGAAACCAUUGGAGUGCUCUAAAUAAAGGAGGAACCUCUGGUGGAAAAUCAGGUUGAGUUCUCAUCAGGAAACUCAUCAAGAAAGAUCUCAACAAGGAACAAACAUGAUUCAAAACCCAAAAACCCAGAGACUGUAGGAUUUCCUUUUGAGAAUCUGGUGUUUUGUUUUUAAGUUUUCUUAGCAUUACUUAACUUUUUAAGAAUUUAACAAUCCACAGGAGAAAAAUAUCCAGAAAGCCGAAACUAGGGUGCAUCCAAUGGCAUCCACAGAAUAAACAAAAGACACAUCUCAGAAUGCUCAAAAUAUGGUCGUUUUAUUGGUAGAAAUCUCCAGAAAUUACAAGAUGGUUUCAUUGAUAUCAUUGAUACAGAAAUGGUUUUGAUGGAUCACAUUGGAGAAUCCACUCAGGGAUGAAAUCGUAUGAAUGUACUGAAGGAUGAGAAAACUGUUAUCAGGGACUCCCCAGCACUAGACUUCAACCAAAAGACACAUCAAUUUUGCUAAAAGUCUUCUCCACUUACCUAUCUGGCUUCUUUCUCACUGUCUCUUCCUUAUUUUACUCUGGUAUUUCUAAUACUGGGAGUCAACCCUAUGGAGGAUUGGACUACAACUCCCAAAACCAAUCCCACUUAGCAUGGCCAGUAGCCAUGCUGGCUAGGAGGGGGAGGAAGUGGUUGUGGGAGUUGCAGUCUGAAAAAAAAAAGGAACUGUUUCAAACUUGGGUGUCAAUUUGGCUUGACACCCCAGUUUGCUCUGCUUGCUCCAGGGACAACAGAAAUGGUUGAAAUGUGGAGACUUCUAGACCUUAGCUGCAGUGCAGAAUGAAUGCAGUCUGACACAUUUAACUGCCAUGGCUCACUGCUAUAGAAUCCUUGGAUUUAUACCCCACAAAACUACAAAUCUCAGGAUCCCAUAGACUGAGCCAUGGCAGUUAAAGCGAUAUCAAACUGCAUAUUUCUGCAGUGCAGAUUCAGUCCUAAUCUUCCCAUUCUGGGAGGUAGGAAAUUCAUCUAUUUUGGAGGAUUGGUGUGUACUGCCCUAAUGGAGAAAGGAAUGGGGCAGAAUCUUUGGACUGGAUCCCAUACUUGGCAGACUUGAGGAAACAUUUCCUCUUGCCACCAGCUGGGAUACCUGUCCUUCACCAGUCCUUCCUUCUGCAGCCUUCAACACCAUAUUCCAUGCUCUUCUGGAUGGUUGUAUGGAUGGUGGCUUCCUUGGGCUGCAGGGGUGGUUCAGAAUUGGAUGCCAUGACUUGCGGAAGACACAGGUGCCCCUCCAGAUGGGUGGCACCAUGAUUCCUACAACUCUUUCCCAGGAUAAUAUCUCAAGGGAUAAUAUCCCAUUCUUUUCUCUUUCCCACAAUUGUUUUCUUGAAGAUAGUUCCUUCACAUGGAGGGAAUACUCCAAGUGAUCAUGAGAUAGACCAUGUUACUUGUUCUGAUGUAAGAACUGCAAAUUGUUCAUCCAAAGGAAAGUCUUUUGCUAAACAUGGAUCGAGGAGACUUUGGCCCUCACCAUGUUAUUGGACUCAAUCUCCUGUCCAGCAGAGACGGUAUUGUCAGUAGUUAUGGAUGAUGGGUCAUCUACUCAAACAACAUUGGGAGGGCCAGAUGUCAGUGAAUUUCAAUGCUUUCUGUUCACAUGUGGUUGCAGGGUGGUGGUGCUAAAUGAAUUUUUAUCUGUUUAAAAAUGUGCUGACUAGUUUGAAAAUCAAUGGCGGUGGCAUUUUUUUACUUGAAUAAGCAUCUUUAGGAUUACUACAUCUGGCUCGUAAGGAAACAUUUAGGGAAUGAAGUGACACCCCAUUCACAACAUGGCUUAAAAUGCUUCCGGGCUUUGUUAUCUCAAGCUGCUCCCUCAGAUUCAAAAUCAACCAGUGCGCACAAUUUUGCAGAUGUUAUGCUGAUUUCUUCAAAAGAGUGGGGCCUUUUUAGUGUUACCGCCGGGAUGCUGAGAUACUAUCUAAAGAAAGUUCGUUGAUUUUUUCUACAGUACUGUUUUGUUCUGCUUUUGGAAAAUUAACCAUCACUGUUGUUGCCGAUGCACUGUUCCACCUUUCAUUGAUUGUGUAAUAUUUCUUACUGCUUUGGAACAACAGUUGAAACAGAGAAUACAUGUUUAAUAAACUAUGUACAUUGCA
Sceloporus undulatus (fence lizard) is the source of this 5778-nucleotide messenger RNA. RefSeq names its product zinc finger protein with KRAB and SCAN domains 7-like. The record is from RefSeq and is a predicted model, not a curated record. NCBI's taxonomy places the organism in Eukaryota, Metazoa, Chordata, Lepidosauria, Squamata, Phrynosomatidae. Gene Ontology annotation, biological process: regulation of transcription by RNA polymerase II. The transcript is spliced from 7 exons. Gene Ontology annotation, molecular function: DNA-binding transcription factor activity, RNA polymerase II-specific; RNA polymerase II cis-regulatory region sequence-specific DNA binding. The coding region runs from base 1549 to 3663 and encodes 704 amino acids.